This is a messenger RNA of Dermatophagoides pteronyssinus (European house dust mite), 1197 nucleotides long. Its product is annotated as low-density lipoprotein receptor-related protein 1-like. Gene Ontology annotation, molecular function: low-density lipoprotein particle receptor activity; Wnt receptor activity; Wnt-protein binding. NCBI's taxonomy places the organism in Eukaryota, Metazoa, Arthropoda, Arachnida, Sarcoptiformes, Pyroglyphidae. Gene Ontology annotation, cellular component: plasma membrane; signaling receptor complex. Gene Ontology annotation, biological process: canonical Wnt signaling pathway. The record is from RefSeq and is a predicted model, not a curated record.
GGCGUAAAGUUCUUAUCAAUAAACUUAUUGAAUCAAGAUCAUUGGUUUUAGAUCCAAAACGUGGUAUUAUGUUUUUUACUGCAACAAUAAUGGCUACGAAUGAAGAAAAAGAUGAUGAUAAUGUAAUUAUAACAUUAUAUCCAUAUGCUAUACGUAAAGCUAAUAUGGAUGGUACAAAAAUGACUAUUUUUGGUGAACAAUUUGAUCGUUCAACUAGUUUUAUUAGUUCAUUAGCCAUUGAUAUUGAUCAGGCAUUUAUUUAUUGGGCUGAUACAGGUGAAAAAACUCUUAAUCGAAUGAAUUAUUUGAAAGAAAAUCAACCGAAACAAUUAUGGCAAUCAUCACGUAUUAAUAUGGCAAAUUCACUUUUCUUCUAUAAUAAUACCAUAUUAUGGACAGAAAUUCAACAUGGUACUAUUCAACAAUUUGAUUUGAAUAAAAAUCUUAGCAAAUUUAUUCUGGAAGAACGAGCACCAUUAUUUCAGAUAAAAAUAUGGAAUUCGAACCAACAAAAAAAUAAUUCGCGAUUAGAUAUUUGUUCGAUCGAAAAAAAAGAACAUAAUUGUCAACAGUUAACAUUACGGACAUCUGGUGAUCAACAUUCGAUUUGCGCAUGUGAUGAUCAUUAUGAAUCGGUUGAUGAAAAAAAUUGUCAACAAUUAUCCGUUGAACAAUUAUCGAAAAAAUUUUGUUCAUCCAAACAAAUUUAUCUAAUUAAAGGUAGAAGAUGUGUUCAAAAAUCAUCUCUUUUACAUUCGGGUUUGCAAGAAAAUUCUAAUCGAAAACCAAAAAGUCAUCGUUCUCGUCUUAAUUAUUCGAAAGGAAAGACAAUUGACGAUGAUAAUAAUAAUGAUGGUGAAGAAUUUGGCGUAGAUAAAAAACAAUGCAAAGAAAAAGAAUUUCAAUGUGACAAUGGACAACGUUGUAUACCAUAUUAUUGGCUUUGUGAUGGACAUAAAGAUUGUCAUGAUCAAACGGAUGAAAAACAAAUCUGUCAGGUUAUAUCACCACCAGAUUUUCAUUGUCCGGAUGGUUAUUUUCAAUGUCAAAAACGACCAUUAUGUAUACCAAAAGAAUGGCAUUGUGAUCAUCAACAUGAUUGUGGUGAUGAUGAUCAUAGUGAUGAACAAAAUUGUAAUCAUCAUUAAAAUCUAUAAUGGAAUCGAAUCGAAUCAACUAACCUAAAUUCGCAGAUAU